Sceloporus undulatus (fence lizard) is the source of this 1600-nucleotide messenger RNA. It is a transcript of the gene DRAM2, whose product is annotated as DNA damage regulated autophagy modulator 2. The transcript has 8 exons. The record is from RefSeq and is a predicted model, not a curated record. Bases 290 to 1090 code for a protein of 266 amino acids. Gene Ontology annotation, biological process: photoreceptor cell maintenance; regulation of autophagy. Gene Ontology annotation, cellular component: lysosome. NCBI's taxonomy places the organism in Eukaryota, Metazoa, Chordata, Lepidosauria, Squamata, Phrynosomatidae.
UUUCCUGGCAGAUGGGGCCAGAUAUCCGCCGGGUGUACUUCGCCUGAGAGGAGAGGACGAGGGUCACGUCGGGCGCUGCUCCGAGGGAGGAGGGGAAGGGCUUCCAUUUGCCCCUUCCUUCUCCUCUGCUUCUUCUCGUUAAGGCUUCCCUUUCAUUGUUAUACUUUCGUUUAACUUUGAGUGACUUUAUAGUAACUUUGUCAGGAGCGGAUCCACCAAAACCCCUUGAAAUAGUAAAAAUGGCUGUGAGUCGGAGUGCGAGAACUUGAAUCAGGGGAAUGGUUUUGAGAUGUGGUGCUUUCAACAAGGCCUGAGUAUUUUGCCUUCGGCCCUUGUCAUUUGGUCAUCUGCUUCCUUUCUGUUUUCCUACAUUACUGCAGUUCUGUUGCAUCAUGUUGACCCUUUGGUGCCCUACAUCAGUGAUGCAGGGACAACACCUCCUGAAAGAUGUUUGUUUGGGAUAAUGUUAAACAUUGCUGCUCUACUGGGCAUUGCUACCAUGUACGUUCGAUACAAACAAGUCAGUGCUUUGAUUCCUGAAGAACCCAAACUCCUCAGGUUAAAUAAGGUUGGCAUUGUGUUAGGAAUGGUUAGCUGUUUCGGACUUUGCAUCAUUGCAAAUUUCCAGAAAAGCUCUGUGUUUUCCAUGCAUGUAAUUGGUGCCUGUAUGACAUUUGGAGUAGGAGCCAUAUACAUCCUGACUCAGACCAUUCUUUCCUAUAAGAUGCAACCAGAAAUUCAUGGAAAGGGCAUUUUUUGGAUCAGACUGACAGUUCUGCUGUGGUGUGCCUUAAGCACAGGGAGUAUGUUUAUUUCUUCAAUGAUUUUAUACAGUGGCCUUUAUGGAACAGGUUUAAUACAGAAGCUGCACUGGGAUCCUCAGGAGAAGGGUUAUGCCUUUCACAUAGCAAGUACAGUCUCUGAGUGGUCUUUGGCUUUUUCUUUCAUCAGCUUUUUCUUCACAUACAUCCGCGACUUUCAGAAAAUCUCUUUGCGAACAGAAGCACUGCUGCAAGGAAAUAACUUAUACUAUACACACCAGCAGCUUCUAACAGAUGACCAAGGAAUGUCGAUCACAGGAAGAACAUAAGAAGAAAACAGAACAAGAGUAUGAGUUGGAUCCAAAGAUAUCAUUUGAUUGGGUAAAGACUUGUUCCAUGAAAGGAUGAAAAUAUUUUGAACAAACACUGUAUUCUAUUCCUUUUAACUCAGGUAUUCUGAUAGCUAUUAUGCAACUAACAGGAGACUGCAUGAUAGUCUUCAGCCAGGUUUAUAGAUAUAUAAGUAUGUUGCAAGCUUAGCACUUCAGAAUAGGCUGUUUUUAAAAAGUCUGCUUUUUGGACAAGUUAUUUUUGGACUACAACUCCCAGAAUCCAACCACCAGCAUGGCUACUUAUCAUGCUUUCCCAACUGUUGCUUUUUAUAUGAAAGUACUCUUACUAAUGAAGGAAUGUAACUGAAAUGUGUGAUUUGUAUGAUUGAAGUUUUUAAUUAACUGACAAAACGAUGUAGUUCUGAAAAUGAAGUAACACUGGCAAUAGCAUCCUGCAACAUUUCUUUAUAGAUUUUUAUUUACUGCAUAAUAAAUGUGCAAAUUACA